This is a messenger RNA of Epinephelus fuscoguttatus (brown-marbled grouper), 1667 nucleotides long. RefSeq names its product probable crossover junction endonuclease EME2 (gene eme2). The transcript is spliced from 8 exons. The coding region runs from base 117 to 1454 and encodes 445 amino acids. Gene Ontology annotation, biological process: double-strand break repair; replication fork processing; mitotic intra-S DNA damage checkpoint signaling. Gene Ontology annotation, molecular function: DNA binding; nuclease activity. The record is from RefSeq and is a predicted model, not a curated record. Gene Ontology annotation, cellular component: Holliday junction resolvase complex; nucleus. NCBI's taxonomy places the organism in Eukaryota, Metazoa, Chordata, Actinopteri, Perciformes, Serranidae.
CUCAGCGGACACCAUCGAUAAGAUACAAAGCCUCUCUACGUUUUAAAGGACAGCAAGUGUUGUGCGAUGCGUUCAGUGAGUGAGUGACGCAGUGGAAUAUGUCUUAAAUAUAUGAAAUGUCUGUGCUGCGCAGAGCUAAAACAUGGGAAAUAUCUGAAUCAGAGGGAAGCGACGCUGAGACUAAACCUGAUUUAAACCAAGAUGAGAGCGGUCACAUAACAAUAGUCAGCACAGACUUUAAAGAGGACCAGAGUUCAGACUCAAAGUGCAAAACCCUGCCAUCGUCACCCACAAAAACCGAGCCCAGUAAAACUUGUGCUCUGUCACCGCCGCGACCAGAGGGACGUGGCACACCGAGCCCUGCGAGAAAACGCCGCACGAAAGAGGAGAUAGAGGCGGACAGACAGGCAGCCAGGGAGAGGAAGGAGGCGAGAGACAGGCAGAGAGCAGCCAGAGCCCGGGAGAAGGAGGAGAAGAGGCAGGAGCAGCAGAAGAGGAGAGAGGCUGCGGAGAACCUGAAGAGUCUCCGACCGGAGAACUGCCUCAGGUGUCUGACUGUCUGCAUAGAUCCAGCUCUUCUACAACAGGAUGGCUCAGACAUUUUGUUGGACGCCCUGGCUGCCUUUGAGUGGAGGUUUAGCAUCGAGACCCAGCAGCUCCCAUGCAGCAUCACCUGGACCAGAGAUUUACCUCAGGGAGAAGAUGGCAAGGGCUCGGUGGAGGAGGAGCAAGUGGUUCUGGUGCUGAGUCUGACGGACUUCAUGGACACAGUGAUCUCUGUGAAGAAAAUGCUAGACAGUGAGGAGGAGGAGACAGGUGCGGGGUCUUUCCUUAGUCCAAUUUUGGAGUGUCUCAACCGGGAUGCCAAGAAGGUGGUCACUCUGUUAGUGACAGACUCUCAGCCAGAUUACAGGAUGGAUGCUUGUGGUGUGCAUUUACUGGAUGAGACACUACAAUCCAAACUGGGAAUGGAGAAUGUGGACAUUGAGGAGGUUCUUGUGUACCUGCAGCUCUGCAAGAAUAUCUCUCUGGUCUUCCUGAAUGACUGGCAGGAGAUCACUAACCAUGUGUGUGGUGUCACCAAGGCCUUAUCAAAACGUCCUUUCAAACUGCUAACGGAGCGAGCAGAGCUGCCCUUCUGCGUGGACGGUUCAUGGGCCAGUGGGGUUCGUGUAGAGCGGGACGGCUCAGGGCUGAUCCAGGUCUGGAGCAGGCAGAUCCAGCAGCUGAACAGAGUCAGCCCUGCUGUGGCCUCCACUGUGACAGCAGCCUAUCCGUCUCCUCAGUUACUGCUGCAGGCGUACCAGAGCUUGGAGUCAGAGGAGGCCAGAAAGGGGCUGCUGGCUGGUCUCUUGGUGAAAAGCGGAGGUAAAGAGAGACGUAUAGGACCGGAGUUAUCAGCAAGAGUUUACCGCUGCCUCACAGCCCAGAACCCCCAGCUGGUCCUGGACUGAUCUUUUCACUUAAGAACGACAUGGACAGACGUCAGCCAGGAUUAAUCUGGUUUCUGAUGACACUUUGUCACCACUUGGCUGCUAAUGUGUUAAUGUUGAUGUUUACAAGCUAAAAAUAUUACUUAGAUAUCAUGUUCACUCCCCAGUAAAGCACUAUUUAUACUCAUCUGAACUUUAACUGAUUGUAAGGAUUAAGUAAAUAAUGAUAAUAAA